Messenger RNA from Lontra canadensis (Northern American river otter), 1715 nucleotides. It is a transcript of the gene PLPP5, whose product is annotated as phospholipid phosphatase 5. Gene Ontology annotation, biological process: phospholipid metabolic process. The record is from RefSeq and is a predicted model, not a curated record. Gene Ontology annotation, molecular function: phosphatidate phosphatase activity. The coding region runs from base 55 to 840 and encodes 261 amino acids. The transcript is spliced from 7 exons. Lineage: Eukaryota; Metazoa; Chordata; Mammalia; Carnivora; Mustelidae.
GCCGCCGCCGCAAGAGCUGCCACGUCAGCGCCGCGUCUGUCGGCUGACGGCAGGAUGGGGAAGGUGGCGGCCCUCGGUGCCGAGCUGGGCGUGCGGCUCGCCCUGUUCACGGCCUUCCUGGUAACGGAGCUCCUCCCUCCCUUCCAGAGGCUGAUCCAGCCGGAGGAGAUGUGGCUUUACCGGAAUCCGUAUGUGGAAGCCGAGUACUUCCCCACCAAGCCCAUGUUUGUCAUUGCAUUUCUCUCCCCACUGUCCCUGAUCCUCUUGGCCCGAUGUCUCAAGAAGGCUGGUGCGACAGACAGCAAACAAGCCUGCCUGGCUGCCAGCCUUGCCCUGGCUCUGAACGGUGUCUUUACUAACACAAUAAAACUGAUCGUGGGCAGGCCACGCCCAGACUUCUUCUACCGCUGCUUCCCCGACGGGCAAGCCCAUUCCGACUUGACGUGCACAGGGGAGAAGGACGUGGUGAAUGAGGGCCGCAAGAGCUUCCCUAGUGGACAUUCUUCCUUUGCAUUUGCUGGUCUGGCCUUCGCUUCCUUCUACCUGGCAGGGAAGUUACAUUGCUUCACACCACAAGGCCGUGGGAAGUCUUGGAGGUUCUGUGCCUUUCUGUCACCUCUUCUCCUUGCAUCUGUGAUUGCGCUGUCCCGCACAUGUGACUAUAAGCAUCACUGGCAAGAUGUACUAGUUGGAUCCAUGAUUGGCCUGACAUUUGCCUAUGUCUGCUACAGGCAGUAUUAUCCUCCUCUGACGGACGCAGAAUGUCAUAAACCGUUUCAGGACAGCCUUGGACUGCCCACGGCACAGAAGCCUGGUGACCUUUAUCAUUUUAGUAUUUAGAAAUUAGAACUACCUCAGUGGAGAUUAGGUGCAUCAGCCCCUCUAAACUGCCCAAGACAAGAAUGUCUGACCUGUUAACUCGUAAGAGAUACAGGUAAGGACACAAGCACUUCAUUCUGUCUCCAUAUGUUUAUGCAGUUUUACUCACAUGGAUUUGUCAUGAGUCAAGGUUCAAGGUUCAUUUUCACGACUCUCUGCCACCCAUUCUGAUAAAAAGAUCUUCCAGUUGCCCACCAGAUUGGUAUCCCAGGAGCUACAGUGUUUCACAUUUAACUUAAAUGCCAUUCUUAAGGGUUCUUUCACAAAGAAGCCUUUACAUACCCUAGAACCCACUGUUAAAUUUCCAUUUUCCAUAGCUCAAGCUCUUAAAACCCAGGGCACGACCAACUAAAUUAUUUUGGUUCUGUUUACUUUCUCUAGUGACAAUUCCAUCAAGCUUUAAAUAGGAAAACGUCCAGUUCUGGCUUCUUUACCGCCUUAUACAUGUGUCUUAUCUAAGUCUAGCCACACACUACUGUCCAUUUUGAAUCCUGUGGGCAUAAAUUAUUUACUGAACCACUGAAUAAUUUUUUAAAAUGGUAAAGACAAGUGAGGUGGAAAUCAUUAGUUGCUAGUAUUGAAACCACACUCCUGAACUGUGUUCAUAAGCUGCUUUCCAUUCAUGUAUGACUGAAGAUCUGCCCAAAUGCAUCAGUUCUGCAACUGGCUAAAGCAGAAAAGAAUGUUCUUGUCUGGAGAACAAAUGAACUUUUUCUGUCCCUUCGUCAUAAUGGGAUUUAAGGAACAAUUACAGGACAUCCCCAGAACUGAUGCUAUUGGACCAACAACUGCCCUUCUCUUUGUGAUUGUACUUUAAAUAUGACCUGGUCUGAUGU